Prunus dulcis (almond) is the source of this 1427-nucleotide messenger RNA. Its product is annotated as PHD finger protein Alfin1. Gene Ontology annotation, biological process: regulation of DNA-templated transcription. The transcript has 5 exons. NCBI's taxonomy places the organism in Eukaryota, Viridiplantae, Streptophyta, Magnoliopsida, Rosales, Rosaceae. Gene Ontology annotation, molecular function: histone binding; transcription cis-regulatory region binding; transcription coregulator activity. The record is from RefSeq and is a predicted model, not a curated record. Gene Ontology annotation, cellular component: nucleus. Bases 379 to 1143 code for a protein of 254 amino acids.
AUUUCCCGGAGCUAGCGAGUUGUGUUGUGAUAUCUCAACCCUUCCUUUAAAUCCUCCCAUCCUAUCCUGCAUUCCCUACUCUCUCAUAUAAAUAUAAAUAUUUUUAUAUUUAUAUUUUUCUCUCCGAUUCAGUCUUCUUAUAACUUGUACUUACAACACCUUUCUGUCUGUCUAAAAAUUUAAAUUUAUUUAUCAACAACAAAAAACAAUUACAAUCCCCAAUUCACCAAAUCAACAAACCCUAAUUUCCCAUUCACAAGAAGAACACCCAAUUCAAUUCCGGCACUAUGUCCCUCUGAGUUUCCCUUUCGUACCUCUAUUCUCCAAUAGGUAGCAGCCGAGAUUGAUAUUGAAAUUGAAACACAGACAGAGAGCAUAAUGGAGGGCAAUCCGCACCCAGUACCUCGAACAGUGGAGGAAGUCUUCAGCGACUUCAGAGGCAGACGCGCCGGCUUGAUUAAGGCCCUCACCAGUGACGUUCAGAAAUUUUAUCAAGAGUGCGAUCCUGAGAAGGAGAAUCUGUGUCUGUAUGGACUGCCAAAUGAGGCAUGGGAAGUUAACCUGCCUGUUGAGGAGGUGCCUCCUGAGCUUCCCGAGCCAGCAUUAGGCAUAAACUUUGCUAGGGAUGGGAUGCAGGAGAAGGACUGGCUAUCGCUGGUUGCAGUUCAUAGCGAUUCAUGGUUGCUUGCAGUUGCAUUUUACUUUGGUGCACGAUUUGGGUUUGGUAAGAAUGAAAGGAAAAGGCUUUUUCAGAUGAUAAACGAUCUCCCCACCAUAUUUGAAGUUGUGACAGGAAAUGCUAAGCAACCAAAAGACCAGUCUGCUCCUCACAACAACAGUAGCAAGAACAAAUCUAGUGGAAAGGUGUCUCGGCAGUCUGAGCUCCCCCAAAGCAAAGGAGUAAAGAUGUCUCCGCUGCCCAAAGAAGAGGAGGAAAGCGGAGAAGAAGAAGAAGAAGAUGAUGAACAAGGUGCGACUUGCGGGGCAUGUGGAGACAACUAUGGCGCUGAUGAGUUCUGGAUUUGCUGUGAUGUGUGUGAGAGAUGGUUCCAUGGAAAAUGUGUAAAGAUUACACCCGCAAAGGCUGAGCAUAUCAAGCAGUACAAGUGCCCAGGUUGCAGUAGCAAAAGGGCUAGAGUUUAAAUCUAGUCUGAAUUUGCAGAACAAAACCAUUCAAAGAAAGCAGAUGAGGGUUUACAACUAUCAUUACAAUUUGGAGUAAAACAGAGUCAGUUGUCUAUCUUAGUUAAUGAAUUUGAAUGAUUGCAAAUGGGAUUCUAAGUUUUGCUACUCUUUGUUCUUGUUCUGUCUAAUUUUCUCAGGAAUUUGUUUCUAAUAUGAAUAGUCAGUUAUAAAUAUGCCUUUGUAGUUCCCUGGUUUGAUUCUGAAUCAUUUAUUCAUGUGUUUAUGCAUUGUUACUUACUGUU